Messenger RNA from Capsella rubella, 1416 nucleotides. RefSeq names its product F-box protein At3g61340-like. The transcript has a single exon. The record is from RefSeq and is a predicted model, not a curated record. Gene Ontology annotation, molecular function: protein binding. Bases 40 to 1281 code for a protein of 413 amino acids. Lineage: Eukaryota; Viridiplantae; Streptophyta; Magnoliopsida; Brassicales; Brassicaceae.
CAAAAGAGUCAUAAGGGUUUUAAGAGAAGCGGUUCCACCAUGAUGACGCGGCGCAAGACACGAUCUUGUUCGAAUCCAAGGAAUGAAGAAGUGAAACCUGAACCGAUCCCGUUCGAUCUGGUAAUCGAGAUACUCUUGAGAUCGCCUGUGAAGUCUAUAGCGAGAUUUCGUAAAGUAUCGAAGCUAUGGGAGUCCACACUGCGAGGUCCACAAUUCACAGAGUCCUUCUUUACCUUGUCUUGGUCUCGUCCCAAGAUUUUGUUCACAUGCCUCAAAGACGGUGAAACAGUCUUCUUCUCAUUACCACAACCUCAUCCUCAAGAUCCGUCUAUUAUAACCGCCAAUAUUCAUAUGAGUUUCCCAAUCAACUGUUCCUCUCAUAUCUGUCGUCCUGUUCGUGGCUUGGUAUGUGGUUUACAUCGACGAAAAACCAAGGGGGCGACAAGUACUGUGCCAUUAAUAUGUAACCCUAGCACAGGGGAAUCCUUUCCCUUACACAAAGUGAACACAAGGAGGAAGGCAGUGAUAAGCUUUUUUGGGUAUAAUCCUAUCGACAAAAGUUUCAAAGUAUUGUCCAUGACUCGGUCAUCCGGAGGACUCUCUCAUUCUGGAGAGCAUCAAGUUCUGACGUUUAAAACCGGGACGAAAGGUUCAUCAAGGAAAAUGAUAGAAUGUGACAUACUACAUCAUCCUUCUGUUGUGGAGCAAACAAAUGGCUUUUGUCAAUAUGAUGGGAUAUGCAUCAAUGGUGCUUUGUAUUACUUAGCCGUGGUGUAUGCUGUCUCUAACGGGUAUCCUGAUGUAGUACGCUUUGAUUUGGAAUCUGAGAAAUUCAGUUAUAUCAAGAGAGCUGAUCAUGUCGUGGAAACAUACUCGGGAGGACAUCUUGAACCAACUCUGGUCAACUACAAGGGUAGAUUAGGUAAGCUUCAUCCGAGUUAUUCUAACGACAGAGCAUGCACUGGUAUUCAACUAUUGGUUCUUGAAGACGCCGGGAAACACCAAUGGUCGAGUUAUAUCUACGUUUUGCCUCCUCCCUGGAUGAAUAUAUAUGAUGUAAAGACCAAGUUCUGUUUUGUUGGAACCACUGUUGAAGGUGACAUUGUCUUGUCACCAAACACUAUAUCCGACUUUUUCUACCUUCUCUUCUACAGUCCGGAGAGGAACACUAUCAAUAUAGUUGGAAUCAAAGGAAUGGAAAGUUUUAAGGGUCAUAAAGCUUACGCCUUUCUAGACCAUGUGGAGGAUGUGAAGCUUGUGGAUCGUGGUCCCGUAACAUAGUCCGUUUUCUAUCUUAUUUGGUUAACAAUACUAUAUAUCUCUUUUUAUGUUUUCGUGAUAUGGUCUUCAUCUUUUAUCAGUGGUUCAUACAAUACAUGUAAGCUAUGGUUGUUUAUUUUAAAUUCUUCUUUUUAU